AUGACAGCACCGAACCCCGAGACCAGGAAACUGUCCCGGAUCGGCAUCGUAGGUGCCGGCAACAUGGGCACGAUGAUGUCCUUCGGCUUCGCCGACAACGGGCUGGACGUGUCGCUGUGGGACGUGUCGCCGCAGAACGUCGACCGAGCGCGCGAGAUGGCGGCCGACGGGCCCCAAGACACCAACGGCAAAAUCGACCACUUCAACGACAUCGACGCCUUCGCGCGCAGCCUGGACGCCCAGCCGCGCAAGCUCUUCGUCUUCUCCAUCAGCCACGGCGCCCCCGCCGACUCGGUGCUGGAGAAGCUGCGGGACGAGCUGGGCGAGGGCGACAUCAUCCUCGACGGCGGCAACGAGCACUACCGCAACACAGAGCGCCGGCAGGAAGAGCUGCGGAAAAGGGGCGUGAGCUGGGUCGGCAUGGGCGUCAGCGGCGGCUACCAGGCCGCGAGGCGCGGCCCCAGCAUGUCGCCCGGCGGCGACGAGGCUGCCGUCCAGCUCGUGCUGCCGCUGCUGGAGAAGUUUGCCGCCAAGUCGGCAAAGGAUGGGACGCCCUGCGUUCAGUACAUGGGUCCCCGCGGAGCUGGCCAUUACGUCAAAAUGAUCCACAACGGCAUCGAGAACGGCAUCUUGUCCACGGUCUGUGAGGCUUGGAGUUUCUUGAACAAGUCUCUAGCCCUGCCUUAUGAUGAGAUUGGUGACAUCUUUGAGAAGUGGAAUGCCGAGGGCGAACUCAAGAACACGUACCUUAUCCAGAUUGGUUCCGAGAUUUGCCGGCGUAAGAGAACCCCCGCGGGAGAUGAGCGGGGAGAAGGAAAGGGCGAAGGCGGCUACGUUCUGGAUGACGUCCUCGACAAGGUGGUGCAAGAUGAUGACGACACCGAGGGAACUCUCUACUGGUCAAUCAUGGAAGCAGCAGACCGCCACGUCUCCGCACCCACCAUCGCAGCCGGCCAGUUCUUCCGCGUGGCCAGCGGAAACCGCGCCCAGCGGCUGAAGGUCGCCGAAAAGAUGAACGUCCCAAAGCCUCGGAAGGCCGACGUCGAAGACAAGGACGCCCUCAUCGAGACUCUCCGCAAGGCCGUCUACGCUUCCUUCCUCGCUUCCUUCUGCCAGGGCCUCGAGCUCAUUGCGCGCGCUUCCAAAGAUGAAGGCUGGGGCAUCAACCUCGCCAAGUGUAUUCAGAUCUGGAGAGCUGGUUGCAUCAUCCAAGAAGACCACAUAGCCGAUAUGCUCGAGCCCAUCCUCCUGAAUGCGAAAGAGCCCAUCAUGAACAUCAAGCUUAUCGACGAAGUCUCGUCAGACCUGCAGAAGAAUUUCCAACCGUUGAAGGAGAUUGUUCUCAAGGGCAUCCAAUGGGACAACUAUGUCCCCUCCCUGAGCGCAACUCUCGAAUACCUCAAGUACGUGGGCGGGGGGAUGCUGGCAACGCAGUUCAUGGAGGCGGAAAUGGACUUCUUUGGCGCCCAUUCUUUUGACAGACCAAACGUACCGGGCGAGGAUCCUGGCAGGCCCAAGAAGGGUUCUCAUCACUACGAGUGGCGCCCCGCCGCGUAA
Messenger RNA from Diplodia corticola, 1557 nucleotides. RefSeq names its product 6-phosphogluconate dehydrogenase. The record is from RefSeq and is a predicted model, not a curated record. Gene Ontology annotation, cellular component: cytosol. NCBI's taxonomy places the organism in Eukaryota, Fungi, Ascomycota, Dothideomycetes, Botryosphaeriales, Botryosphaeriaceae. Gene Ontology annotation, molecular function: NADP binding; phosphogluconate dehydrogenase (decarboxylating) activity. Gene Ontology annotation, biological process: pentose-phosphate shunt; pentose-phosphate shunt, oxidative branch. The coding region runs from base 1 to 1557 and encodes 518 amino acids. The transcript has 2 exons.